AUGUCGCACUCACACUGUCACGACGAGCAUCACGACCACUCGCAUGGCGACGGCCACGACCACAGCGAUGACAUCACGCCCGCGCUACAGAACAUACUCUACGAACAACUCGACUUCCCCAAGCUUGUCACCCUCAACGAAGAUGAAUCCAACAGCGGCCGCGCAAUCUGCCAGAAGACUUGGGCGCAGCGCCUCGACCCGGAACCCGAGCUGAAGAGCAGCGCCGACGAACAGAUCCUCAUGACGGUCCCCUUCACGGGCCAAGUCCGCCUACACUCCAUCAUCCUCCGCACAAGCCCCGGCCCCGACUGUCCCAAGACCCUCAAAGUCUUUGUCAACGAAGAUUCGCUCGACUUCGAAACGGCCGUCGAAAAGGAACCUACACAGAUACUCGAAAUCAGUCAGACGAGCGAGGUGCAGGAGAUACCCGUCAAGAGGGCAAAAUUCGGCACUACACGUAGUCUGAGCUUGUUCUUUGAGGAUAACUGGAGCAAUGGCGAGGAGGAUGAGACGCGAAUAAGCUAUCUGGCGUUCAAGGGCGACUUUAUGAAGCUGAACAAGGAGGCUGUUUCUGUGCUGUACGAAGCUGCUGCAAACCCUAACGAUCAUAAGAAUAUUGUGGGUAUUGGACAGGGCGUGGGAAGGAGUAUACAGUGA
Messenger RNA from Alternaria incomplexa, 657 nucleotides. RefSeq lists its product as uncharacterized. NCBI's taxonomy places the organism in Eukaryota, Fungi, Ascomycota, Dothideomycetes, Pleosporales, Pleosporaceae. The record is from RefSeq and is a predicted model, not a curated record. Bases 1 to 657 code for a protein of 218 amino acids. The transcript has a single exon. Gene Ontology annotation, cellular component: nucleus.